Messenger RNA from Colletes gigas, 6505 nucleotides. RefSeq names its product protein tramtrack, beta isoform-like. Gene Ontology annotation, cellular component: nucleus. Gene Ontology annotation, molecular function: protein binding. Bases 824 to 2359 code for a protein of 511 amino acids. The transcript has 6 exons. Gene Ontology annotation, biological process: regulation of transcription by RNA polymerase II. Lineage: Eukaryota; Metazoa; Arthropoda; Insecta; Hymenoptera; Colletidae. The record is from RefSeq and is a predicted model, not a curated record.
GGGGGAGUCUACGACUGUGUCGCGCGCGCGUGUGUGUUGUACACUUGGAACAGUUAGGUUAGAAAGAGAAUGACGAGAGGACAGACGUUUUGGUGUAGCGCGACGAGCGAAACAAGGACGGGAAUUCGGAUGGAAAGAGAGGCUCGUCGUGGAACGGAGAAGCGAGCGGUAAAAGUGUGGGUAGAACGGGGAUAGAAACCGUGAGAGCAAGAGUGAAAGACGUACGUAGGAUCAUGGCGCGAAGGAGCAAGAGAGAUACGUAGAAAGCGAGACAGAGAAGUCUCUCCCCAUGAUACGCGUACACAUCCUGGUCCCUUAUUCCCCGUGCGUGCGAAGGGGGUUUCGAGAGACCAGCAACGGUGGAGCCACGACGACAACGAGCCACAACCACGACGGCGAACACGACUACUACGACACCGUGUGGGGGUUGCAUGAAGACCCCCUGGUGGGGUUCUGGCUGCCGACCCCACAGUCCCCCGCUGGAAAUGAUAUCAGUCGCGACUCGGUCGAGGGAGCCCCAGCACGCGCGUGCCCCUUGCAGAGUGUGCCCAGCUCGUUUGCUCGAUCGUCCACUCGCUCUACGUUCACGUUCGCUUUUCUCGUCGGUGCGCGUUAUCGCUCGAGACUCGCUGUUCUGGGGGGCAGAAAGGGUGUACGGUGGACGUGCGGAAGGAACAAGAAACGUUGACACGGUGCACGUUCGGCUACCCCGUUUUCGGAUCGUGCUCACUGGUUGAUCCCGGUGGCCCCGUGACGUCGAGACUUUUUUUUUUAUAAACAUUUACCAUUGGACAAAUAAAAGGUGACCCGAAUUACUGUAAGAAUGGGCGAGAAGACGUUCAAUCUUACUUGGAACAAUCACCUGGCGAACUUGUCCGGAUUGUUCGAGGGGCUGUACAAAAGUGGUUCCUUAACUGACACGACCUUAGCUUGUCAGGGUGGCAUGCUGAGAGCACACAGAUUAGUCUUGGCAGCGUGCAGUCCUUACUUCGAAAGAGUUUUCAAAGAACAUUAUGGCGAGCAGCCGAUUCUUAUUUUAAAAGGCGUGGCGGUGGAGGAAAUGGAGUGUCUUCUGGACUUCAUGUAUCGAGGUUCCAUCGAUGUCGCGGAGGAACAUUUGCCUUCGUUGAUAAAGACCGCGACGGAUCUAGAAGUCCGUGGCCUUUCGGGCGACCAGAGGAGCCAAGAGAACAACCGUAGCCCAUACACCAGAGUCGAGACGCGAAUGCAAUGGCGUCACAUAGAGACCAGGGUCCACACGACCGAAUACAUGAAGGAACCGUCGGUCAUUCCUUACUUACCGAAACAGUCUUCCGUGGAAUCGUUGGAGGAACACAUCAGAGUGGAAGAAAUCGAGGUGGAGGACGAUCCUAUGGUGAUCGAUGGACACGAGGACUCAUUGGACGAACCCCUGCGAACUUCGGAAACGCAAAUCAGGCGCAUGCCACCGCCAAUUUUCCAAAGGGAAACCAGAUUCAAAGGCCAGAAAAGAGUCUCGGUCGGACGUACCUCGAGGAGCAGUGAGUCAAUGGAAUACAAAUCGAAGGAACGCGCGGCCUCGAGAGGCGACUCCGCAAGGGAUGAAAGCUACGAGGAUUUGCCAAAUGCGAUUAAAUUCGAAUCGAAUUUCAACAACAGAUCCACAGAUCCCACGGUACCGGACAUUGAGAUGAACGACGACUUACAAGAACGAGCAGAGAGUCUGGACUCGUCGAAGAGCGCGGACGAGAGCUCUAGGUUAUCGUUGAAGAAAAAGAGCGACGGUCCCUCGAAGAGGACAGGACUGAACGAUGGAAAGGAGACUAGGCCCAUACUGGUUAAAUCCGAGAGGGCGCAAUACAAACCCUUCUCCUGCGACCUUUGCACUCUCGCGUUCACGAGGGCUUCUCAUUUAGCUAGACACAGGAGGGUCCACACGGGCGAGAGGCCAUUCGCCUGCAGCAUUUGUCCCAAGAUGUUCGCCAGGCAGGACAAGCUGAAACAGCACGUGGACUCGCACAUGCAAUGGCCGAAGAGGAAGAGCAGCAUGUCGAGUACGAGUUGCCAACCGACUGUGGCUCCAUCUGGCAAAGGGAAGAGAGGCAGACCGCGAAAGGUAAACUUGGAACAAUCGGCCAUGGAGGAAAUAUUGAAAUUCGGUGAAUUCAGUUCGUUACUGAACAAAUCUCAUUCGGCGAAUUCGACGGAUAAAAGCGACGAUUACACGGCCAACGUUAAAGAGGAGAAGGUGGAAAGUCGGAAAGAAGAUGGCGCCGACGAGAGGGACGAGGAUAUAGAGAAGGACAUGGAUACAGACACGGACAAGGAUAAGGAUAAUUACGGCGAUCAGAGCGGAAAUGGCCAAGACGAUAACGUUUAAUCGAUUACCUUCGAUAACUCCGGAAGAAGCGUUUGUCUACGAGCGAGAGUAUCUACCGUAACUCGUGUUUAGAGAAUGCGGGAAAAUGUCGAACUUUCUUCGAUCGAUGACGCGAUCCAGGUACUUUUUUCUGAAUUUUUUUUAGUCGCUAUAACGGGUGACAGUUUUUAACGGCACAGAGGAAUACAUCGUCCAAAUAUCCGCGCUGAAUAUUAUAGAAUUGGAUAUUUUUGUGGGCUGGAGAUCGAUUAACCUCGGUAUAUUCGUUAAUUGAUAAUAUUUUGGGAUUCGGUUUGUUGCCUCUGGAUAUUUAUCGUUUGAGAUUUAAGAUGUGGUUCCUUUGAUCGUAGGUAUCGAAAUUCGUACGAUUAUAAUGAAUUGUAACAAUAAGUAAAAGUUUAUAGAAUGACUGUCCGUGAACUCGUAGUAGAAAUAUUUUAGCUAUCGGCGAUGCUAAUUAUAAACUACUGUUUCGGAGUCGAGUUCUCGAUAUGAACGUACGAACGAGUAGUCGAACGAACUAUACAGGGUAGGGCGUAAGUCGUGGCACGAACGAGACAAUUUCUCGUGAAAAUCUAGUCGGAGGUACGAAAUAAUGUAAACUCGCUUCGAAAAUAUCAUUUGAAUACCUGACUAUUCAAAUCUCCUGUCUUAGCACGAAGCAAUUUAACGUAAAAUUUGUUACUUUUUCUUUUCACGAGGAAUUACACCACGAGGUUACACUAUACCUUGUACGGUUAUCGUAAAACAGAUUUCGCUGGAACUUGGAAACUGAUUUCAUUUACGUACGUGAUUUACGAUAGAACAAUUUACUCGGAUCAUCGAUUCAAUGUCCGACAGAAUUCACGGUAUUCAACGGGUUUGAAACAGAAGUGAACUUUAUAAAUAAAUGAAACGAAAUAAAUUUUUAUACGUCUUAGCGCAUCGAACGUAAACGAAUGAAAUUAUUCGAUGAUGUCGUAAUAAUUCAAUUACAUCAACGAUUGCUUGCUCAGCGUAAGUGAUCUUCAACGGAGAUACUAUAAUUCUUUCGAUUUUCGUUUGAGAGACCCCUCGUUUCGCGUCAUCUCCAUUCGACCUGGCCGGAGAUGCGGAACAACUUUGUGAUCGAUUCUAUCACGGUUCUGGUAUUUAUUUAUUUAUUGAGGUUCAAGACAUCCUUGUUGUAGAUUCGACGCGAAUUCGUUCGAAAGAGUACCUGAGGCACCCAUGUUAUUACGUAUUAACUAAGUAAUUGAGGGUGAAGACAGGCCAUAUAGAGAAAUGAUAAAAAGUCCGUGACGACUAUUUAGCCUACUGAUAAAUCGAAGUAUACUACGAUCCACCGUCGUACGGACGAAAUUUAUGUCGAACGAUAAGAUUAGGGAAAGGAACUUUACGUUGAAAACUCGACCAAAUUACUUUAGCUUGAAGACUGGUGGUAUGGUUUGCAUUGUGAAACUACUCGACUGACCAAAGCUUAAAUUAUGGACUUCUUCCGCGUGACAUUCUUCGCGCAUUAUUUAAUAUAGGAUGUAUGUUGAUGCAAACUUAUACUCUGUUGAUACUUGGGUCGGUUCUAUUAACCGAUAAUGUUAUCUCCUGUAUCGAAAUUUACUUGAAAAACUUUGCAAUACUAUAAGUAUGGCAGAACCUUCGUUGCCCGAAUAGGUAGACGCGAUUAAAAUGUUCGUAUAACAGAAAGUUCACUGUUUUGAAGAAAAUGAAAAGAUUUAUAUAUAUAUAAAUAAUACAUAAAAGUACGCAAUUGAUGCGUAGGAAGGAAAUGUAUUUUUUUUAAUUUAAUCGUUUGAUUGUUAAAUUGCAUAAAUUUUUGUAGAAUGAUUUGUUAUAAAAGUAAACAAUUUUAGAUUAAAAUAUUUUGAUAUUUUAAAAGUUUAAAAACUCAUUUGGAACAUAUAGAAAAUGUUAGAAACAUUUCUGUACUACUGACACCAUAUCUUGCGUUAUCAUGAACGUUAGUACUACACGCAUCCGCCAUGACCCCAUUAUUGUAUAUACUAUAGUAGCUAAAAAUAUUAGGUAACUACACGAGAUCUUGCCACUGAAUGUACAACUGAAGUUUCAUUUAGAGAAUUCGGAUAACGACGAAUCGGGCAAUGGAGUUUCUGCUGUAUUUCGAACAAACUUUCAUCGAGUCCAAGUUACUUCUUUCGACUAGCUAACGAAGCUGGUUCGUGUUUUUUAACGAGCAGAUUUAAACGUGGACCUAAUAAAUAUUCGAAUUACUUGUACGCCUAAAUAACUUCGAAUGUUCGACUAUAUUUUAUCGGACGAGUAGCGUAUCUCCGUUUCUUCUCGAAUUUCUAUAGCAGGAAGUUGGAAGGAUUGCCCCUGAAUGGAGUUCAGAUUCAGAGAUCAGAAUCAUCGAAGAAAAAAUUAUUUCACUAUUGGUUGAUAAUAAAUAAGAAACGAAAGUAAUGGUUUCUCUCCUAGACGAUGGUUUUUACUUACUUUGUUAUGUUUUUACUUCUAUUUUAAUUGAGCAAUAGGAGUAGCGAUUCAGAAGUGAAAGAAUAUUUUUGAAACUUUUUUAUAAUUUGUUGAUUAAUAUUUUGAUACAAUAGUAACCUAAAUAGUCAAGUCCACGUUAAUUGUUUAUUUUUUAAUUCCUCUGGGGGUAAUCUUUACAUCUUCGUGCAGUAGGUGAACGUAAGACAGUCAUGAUCUUGAAGCUAAUUUCGUGUCAUGGUUAUACCACGUUUGUUACUACGAAAACCGUGCAGUCCGGAUGCACGACAGUGCAAACUAUACCCGCGUAUAAAGCGGCUCAACGAUCCUCGGAGCCAAGAAAGAAAUGUAGCUUCGAAUAUUUUGUUAUACACGCGAUUGAAAAUACGUCAAGUACAAAUGUCCAAAUAUUAGAGUAUACCUGUACGUAAGUGUGCGUGCCUGUCGUAUAAAAAAAAAAAACGAAAGAAUCAGCAUACGCGUGUAUCGCGUUCGUGUGCCGUCGUUUGCGCAAACGAACGUUCGUUGAUACGGUUUCCUUUCUUUUUCUACGAACAGCAUAGCUUCUUGUACCAUCCCUGGUUGACUAAUGCUCUCGAUGUUCUUGUUUUCCUUUGCGAUUUUAUAAGUAGCCCGUAAUCAUCGAUUCUAAAGGAACGAAACGAUUCGAUGCUCCAAGCAUCGAACAACGUAUUUACGUUUGCUGAUUUUCGUUUUCGCUAUUAUUGGUAAUCACGUCGUUGUUUUCUCGGAAUCGAUUCUCAAUUUUUAUUUCUUUAAAGAAAGAAUUUAUGAUUCUAUAAUUAAAUCCCUUGCACGCCAACAAUUUUAUAACGCUGCUUUUAAAAAUUAAAAGUAUCCUUUUUCUUUAAUUUCUUUUUUUUUUAAUUCAAUUUCUAUCGUACGUGUUUCCGGAGAUGGGUAAAAUUUUAUCAGAAUAAUAAAUAACAGCGAACUGUUAAAAUUUUAUUUAAUCGUUGCGAGAUAUUUCAUUGUGCACUUCGGAUAAUUAUUUUUAUUUGAGAAUUUUUCCCAUCUUCGUCGACGAUGGCGUGCAGGGGACGAAAAUCGAAUCGAUUCCAUCGAAUCGACGGAUCGAAUGUUUUGUGUUUUAUCGAAUUAUCAAUUUCGAUUACGUUUACGAGCAGUUCUGUUCGGUUUCUAGAAUAACAUAAGCGUAUAUUUGCAUAGUACGCGUAAGUGCCACGCGAAUCGUGUUUUUUCUGUAACAUUGUUGUUGUUGUUGUACAAACUAUAUUUUGUUUCGUUAAGUUCUUGUUACACGACCUAUACAGCGUUAUAUUAUAACUUCCGUCAUGGCGAUGUGCAAUUUUUUCAAUGAUACGAUGAUUUGAUCUGCCACGGCAAGCUGCAAGUGAAUUUCGUGCAAUCUUUUAGAGCGUCCAGAAUGGUCGCAUGCGAGUCUUCAUAUCUCUCAUAGUGUAAAUUGUGUAGCCUGUGUAAAUAAACUGUAAAAUCAACGUCUUCUUUAAUUGGUACCUUUUCUUAUUGUUCGUUGUUAACGAAUAACAAAAUGAAACUCUGGUGUUAAAGAGUUAGCAAGCAAAGAAAAUUGGAAAUUAGUUGAGACUAAAGGGCCUUCCUUUCUUUCACGUUAAUCGCAGUUAUCAUUAUAUUCAUCGACAUUAUAUGUUACAUUGUACAUUAUAUCUUUACAAAUUACAUAUACAUUAC